ACUUUUCUUCUCAUUGCUAGAGCGGCCACUAAAGUAUCUGGUAAAUAUGAUGGAUAAUCUGUGGUGCAUGUAGGCGUCUACAAUCUCACUAUGUCAGUAUUAGAAAACACUCGAUUCGACUACAAUCACCCCAUUAAAAGGUAUAAAAGGAUGGGAUAAGAAUCCGAGCUGGAAAUGAAUGGGAGAGACGUAUGCUCUGCCCAGCAGACUGUCGACCACUUGAGGUCAUGUUGCGUCACGCGGUUGCUAAACUAGCAAAUUGUCACGCAAUCCCUUCUUAGUAAAAGUCAGGGUAUGAGUCGAGAAACCAGACUAUUUCCUUGAAGUACGGUAUGUCACGAGUUGAAAGCUAUACGAUACUAUAGAGAACAAGUUAAUUAUCUCACAUCUCUGAAAAUAACUGUUAUGUUGUACUUCAUGCUAAUGUUGGGUUUUUGAGCUAUCGACUUCUUGAGGGAGUGUUCUUUGUCCAGAAUCGCCCAGAAUGCAUCGCGCGGCCCAUUGAAGAUAAUUGGGGAACGUACACGAUGGAGUUCUUUGGCUGUUUGAAAGUUCAUUCAUUUCUGCCGUGCACGAUGCAGUACUAGAACGGAAACGUAAAUCAAGUAGUUUCUUAGUCCGUGGUUUCUCGAAUAGCUAGCUAAGUUAGUACAUUUAUCGUAUAAAUAAUUAUUUGUAUCGCAAACACUAGCUUGAGUGAAUCAGAGUUGCCUGGAUGAAAAGUACAGUAAAUGCCAAUAUGAUAAAGGAAAACGGAUGGAACAUACCCCCAAAUGCCCCCGCGUGUAUGGAGAAGCAUUUGGAGUCGGCGCAGUACAGGGGAGAUGGCACCCUGUUGUUGGGGGCCUCCAGUCUGACAGGCAGGUGCUGGCAGGGAUCCAUCUGGGUCUACUGUGAUCCCAAGCAGUCUCCCAAAGAGGGCUUCUGUAAGGCUGGUGUCCAGACAGAGGCAGGCAUCACAGAGGCAAAGUGGGUUUCAGAGAGGGGUGUCCUAGUUGCAUCUGACUCUGGUGCUGUUGAGCUGUGGGAGCUAUCAGAGGAUGAGAGUCUGCUGGAGAAACGGUUCGCCAAACUCGAGCAUGAUCACAUCGUUACCAGCGUGAGCCCUGCUGGGUCAAGCCAUGCCAUCAGCGGCAGUAUGGACAACCGAAUCAAAGUCUGGGACCUUAUUCAGGGUGAAGUGGUCACCACAUAUAAUGCUCACUCGAAGCCAGUCACUUGUGUGUCCUGCAAUCCAUCCAAUGACUCCCUCUUCCUCUCAUGUGGCCAGGAUGGUCGUUUGUUGCUUUGGGACAGGAGGAAACCCACCAAACCAGCCUCUAGAUUAGACGUAGAGCCCAGCUGUUGUCCUACAUCAGUAGCCUGGCAUCCCCACCACAGGACCACAAUCGCCUACGGUGACGAGCUGGGACGAGUGACACUGAAGGACUUUCAGGGAACAGAGCCUGGCCAGACACAGAGCACCCACAGCCGCAGGGUCUCUGGCCUAGCCUUCUCAUCACACAGUGCCCCCUUGCUUGCCUCAAUCAGUGAUGACUGCACUGUUGCUGUGAUGAACUCUGAGCUUAAGGAAACGUUGAGAGACAAGAGGCACCAGGACUUUGUUCGGGGUGUCUGCUGGGCCCCUGGCAGUUCUGACACACUGACCACUGUGGGCUGGGACCACCAGGUCCUCCACCACGUCAUGGGACAGGAUGGACCCGCCACUGGAUACUCCACAUCCCCACUGUAGACCCACCACCCAGCCUGGGUCGGGGGGUGUAAAAGUAUGGUUUUGUGGGGAGAAUUUGAGGGGUUGGCAUGAGGGUAGAAAUGGUCAACACCGAACGGAGCAGAGCAGUAUGAAGAUGGUUUUCCUAGUCUAAGUACCCCUUGCCAUGGUGGGUUAUCUUUUCAAUUGAUUUGUUAAAUCAUGUGUGAGGGUAGUCAGUGAUAAACGAAGUAAAUUGGGAUGUUUUUCGCAACAACUGGGUGAUUUGAGAGGCUACACAUUUCUGCUGUUUUGGUCCAGCAUUGAUCAAGUUGUAGCAGCGUGAAGCGCACAUGUGCCUACAUUUUUGGGGAGUGCAGUCUUGCCUUGCAUAUUUUCUGUUCAUGGCAACGUCAUAUGCGGAGUCUGUUUUAAGGUGUAUGUUAACCACGUUUUGGAGAUCACCUUUGUUUUGCAGUUUGUAAUCACAAGACUAGAAUGACAUGGUUCAAUACCAUGGGCAAUUUGUUUUCUAAAUUAGUCAUUUCUGUAAAUGUGUAAAGUCCUUAACUUCACUACAUGGCUUAUUUGUCCCAAUGUGAUUCCAUAUUAUUCCCCCCUUGGCACUUUCUUUUGUUUAGAUGGUCUCGUCUCAUGUGUGCCAGAAACAGAAAGUACAGUACAUGUCUGGUGUUGCUUUUUGGAAGUCCGAGCAGUGUUACUUAACUGAAUCUACUUGUUUUUCCAUCCUUGAAUAAAGUAUGUCUGAAUACUGUA
Molecule: messenger RNA, 2467 nt
Organism: Oncorhynchus tshawytscha (Chinook salmon)
Lineage: Eukaryota; Metazoa; Chordata; Actinopteri; Salmoniformes; Salmonidae
Product: methylosome protein 50
Exons: 10
Coding region: 716-1732 (338 amino acids)
Biological process (GO): oocyte axis specification
Cellular component (GO): methylosome
Molecular function (GO): protein binding
Source: RefSeq, a predicted model, not a curated record